AGAGAAGAGAAAAGGCUGAGUGAUACAGGAAACAAACAAAAUAAGAACCAAAGCAGCGGAGAGACAGAAAAUCUAUCCUUCCAGUCUCCAGACUUGAUGUAGCGUUGCCUUAUCUGGGGUUUUUAAUGCUGCUAUUGCUGCCGGUGCUGCUGCUGCUUGUGCUUUUACAGAUCUUGAGAGGAGGGCUAUUUAUCGAUCUGCUUGGGCUUUUCGGAUUAGGGUUUUUCUUCCUUUUGCUUUUCAAAUGUCGACUCCCUAUCCCAUUCCUGUCACUGCUGCUCAGGUUGGGACGUACUUUGUGGGGCAGUACUAUCAGUUACUACAACAACAGCCGGAAUUUGUUUACCAGUUCUACAGUAAUGCCAGCACUAUGCUUCGUAUCGAUGGUUCUAGCAGAGAAAAAGCCACUACAAUGCUCCAAAUCCAUGCGCUUAUUGUGUCACUCAAUUAUGCUGGGAUUGAGAUAAGGACGGCACACUCCUUGGAAUCAUGGAACGGAGGUGUUCUUGUGAUGGUUUCUGGUUCUGUGCAAUUGAAGGAUUUCAAUGGAAGUAGGAAAUUUGUGGAAACAUUUUUCCUUGCACCUCAGGAGAAGGGCUAUUUUGUCCUCAAUGAUGUUUUUCACUUUAUUGAUGAGGAACAAAUUCACCAUCAUUCAGCUGUUGUACUAGCCCAGAACAAUAUUGAAUCCAAACUUAAUGCUCCUACUGUUAUUCCAGAGCCAGUUCCAAAUUAUUUGUUGGGUGGAGAAAUCCCGGCUAGGGAGUUUGUUUCUCCUGUUGAAGCCAAGGAAAAUGGUGCAGUUGACUACUACAGUUUUUCAGAGCAACAAAUGCAGCAAGUUCCCGAGUCUGAAAAUAUUUGGGAGGAUAAUUCUGUAGACUCAAGUGGUUCACUUCAAAACACAGUGAAUGCUGCACAGGACAAACUGCCUGUUGAGGAACCUACUGUAGAGCCCCAGAAACACACUUAUGCUUCUAUUUUACGGGUAGCUAAGGGACAAUCUGCACCAUCAGUGGCUUCCCAGCCUUCAUUUAAAAAGAAUGCCCCACCUGCUUCAGAUUGGGAUUAUGCUCCACAGUCCACAGCUAAGCAAGCAACCGUGACACCAAAUUCAUUUGAAAGAUCUGGAUCAGAAACAUUUGAGGAGACUUCAGCUGUGGUAGAUGAAGAUGAAAUAAGGUCUGUGUAUGUGAGAAACUUGCCAACAACUGUAUCUGAAGCUGAAAUUGAAGAGGAAUUCAAGAAUUUUGGCAAAAUUGCACCUGAUGGUGUUGUCAUUCGAAGUCGCAAGGAUGUCGGUGUAUGUUAUGCAUUUGUUGAAUUUGAAGAUAUGACUGGUGUUCAUGCUGCAGUCAAGGCGGGUAGCGCACAUGUUACUGGGCGGCAAGUAUACAUUGAAGAGCGGAGACCAAAUAGCAACAUCCCAUCCCGUGCAGGAAGAGGAAGGGGUAGAGGCAGGGGCAACUACCCAACAGAUGCUCCAGGGGGUCGUUUUGGUGGUAGAAGUUUUGGCAGAGGUGGUGGCUAUGAUGUAGGUGACCGAGAUUACAAUAGAUCAAGAGGAAAUGGUUAUUAUAGGCCAAGUCCCCGCCAAGAUAGAGGGUUCACAGGUAACCAAUUACUAAGAAAUGGACAAAACCAAUCAGAGUAGACCGUUUAGUUUUCUUAAACAGAGGGAGAGCAAAGUUUUCGUUCCAGGCAUCGCAACUCAGCACAUUCACCCUCAUUAGUUUCAAGAAUGAUAAUUUAUAAUUCCACAAGUCAGAUUGAUUUAGAUGUGUCAGGCGUAUGAAUCACGCUUGUUUCAAUGGUUUCUCAAUAUUUCAAUGUCUAAUUAACAUUCAAAUUUAUAGGCAAUGUUUUCAUUUUUGAGAUUUAUGUAAAAUCUAGCAUCUCUCUGGUUGUAGAAGUUAUUGAUCAAUUUAUUUAUUUAUUUAUUCAGUUUCAACA
Messenger RNA from Hevea brasiliensis (rubber tree), 1953 nucleotides. RefSeq names its product nuclear transport factor 2. Bases 245 to 1654 code for a protein of 469 amino acids. Gene Ontology annotation, molecular function: mRNA binding. NCBI's taxonomy places the organism in Eukaryota, Viridiplantae, Streptophyta, Magnoliopsida, Malpighiales, Euphorbiaceae. The record is from RefSeq and is a predicted model, not a curated record. Gene Ontology annotation, cellular component: cytosol; ribonucleoprotein complex. The transcript has 10 exons.